Arabis nemorensis is the source of this 453-nucleotide messenger RNA. The record is from the annotation of a GenBank genome assembly. Lineage: Eukaryota; Viridiplantae; Streptophyta; Magnoliopsida; Brassicales; Brassicaceae.
AUGGGGUUGCUUAUGUUAACUAUUUUGGUGUUAGGUCGAGGUUGGAAAACUUCGGAACUGCGUCUCAAGUCGUGGGAUGAUCUUCAAAAGCUGUGGUAUGUUCUUCUGAAAGAGAAGAACAUAUUGAUGACUCAGCGUCAGAUGCUUCAAGACAAGAACAUGCAGUUCCCAAACCCUGAAAGAAUUCCAAAGUGUUGGACCCAUUAUUGGCCUUCCUGCAAUUUUUUACGAGGAAAUAUCCAGGGGUUAGGCCUCUUCACGCUUUUGAGAAAACUCAGAUUCCAUCAAGAAAACAAAGAAGAAAAUUCUUCUUCUUUGUCACCUCCAUCUUGUUCAACAGUUCCUUCAUCGUCUUUGUUUCGGAAACAGCAGUCAACUUCUGCAGCAGCUACCUCGACAAUUCGGAUGGCUAAAAAGUCUCUCGAAGAUAUUUCUUCUAAUAAGCCAAGAUGA